Messenger RNA from Passer montanus (Eurasian tree sparrow), 4765 nucleotides. RefSeq names its product nitric oxide synthase 3 (gene NOS3). The record is from RefSeq and is a predicted model, not a curated record. Gene Ontology annotation, molecular function: nitric-oxide synthase activity; FMN binding. The transcript has 20 exons. NCBI's taxonomy places the organism in Eukaryota, Metazoa, Chordata, Aves, Passeriformes, Passeridae. Bases 55 to 4662 code for a protein of 1535 amino acids. Gene Ontology annotation, biological process: nitric oxide biosynthetic process.
CCUGGCUCCCCCAGGGGCGCUGACCCGGGGUCCCCGGCAGCGCCCAGCGCGUCAAUGGCCGGAACUGGGUGGAAGCGGCGGGAAGCGGGGGGGUCCCGCAGGACAUCCGCCCCACGGCGGGGGGCUGGGGGCGGCCCGGGACCCCCCCGGGGCAUCCGAUCGCUCCGUGAAAAGGUGGGGAGGGUACAGUGUGCUGUGGCCAGGAUGGGGGUCCCUGCCACCACCGCGGCCCCCCGAGCGCUGUGCGUCCCCCGUGAGGGCCGUGUCCUCCCUCUGGGUGCCAUCGCUGUGUCCCCAGGGUGCCGUGUGCACCCCAGUGCAAUGUGUAUGAUCCCCCGGCGCCACGUGUGUCCCCCCGAUCCCCGUGGGUGCCAUGUCCUUUUCAGUGCUGUGUCCCCACAGGUGCCAUGUGCCCCCCCAGCUGCCAUGCGUGCCCCCCAUGCCACAUAUCCGCCCAGUUCCCUGUCUCCCCCAGGGCUGUGUCCCCCCGGGUGUCAUGUGUGCUCCCAAGUCCCCCCAAAGCCAUGUCCCCGCCACGAGUGCCGUGUCCCCCUCUCUGGGUGCCAUCGCUCCCUCCCCAUGCCCACAUGCCAGGGCGCGGGGGCAGCCGGGGUGCCACUCCCCGCCGUGGGGUCCCCGCUGUGUCCCCGCCGCGUGGCGGUGGCGGUGGCGGCGGAGGUGGCGGUGCCCAUUGUGUGCGGGGCGGGGGCGUCGCGGCCUCGUCACCAUUUCCCCGGGCAGGAGGAAGCGGGAAGCGGCCGCUCCCGGCUCAGAGGGGCCGCGAUGGGGAACCUGCCGGGGGUCCUGCCCGGCGCCCCCCGCGCCUGCCCCGGCCUCGGCCUCUGCUCGCGCCCGCGCGGCCCCGCGCCCGAGGACCCCCCUGUCACCGCCGCCCCCGCCGCUGUCACCGAGCCGCCCAGGUGCGUGCCCAGGUGGGACGGGCGGGCUGGCAUGGGGAGGAACGGGGCGGAAAGGACGGACGGGGCUCCGGGGCACGGGCACUCACCUGCCGCAGCUCCGAGCCUCCUCGGGGACCCCCUUCUGGCUCGCGGGGACGCUCGCACAUGGCCCGAGGCCACCGGAGACGUGUCCCCGCCGUGGAGAGAGGGGGCACGGGCAGGGGGCACGCGCAGGGGGCACGGGAGAGGGGAAGCGGGCAGGGGAAUGGCGGCGCAGGUUGGAGCUGCGGAUUGGGGCUGCAGGACAGGAGGCAGAUGGGGGCCUGAAGUCAGGGGGCAGGGCUGGGGUGCAGGUUUGUGGGGUGCCAGGCGUGGGCGGGGAUACAAGGACGGAAAUGUCGCUCCCGGGGGUCACCUGGUGCCCCCCCAGGAGCUGCCCUGCUCGGGGCUGCGCUGCCUGGGGUCGCUGGUGCUGCCGCGGCCGCUGGCCGCCCCCACCCCCGAGGGGACGCGACCGCCCGAGGAGCUGCUGGAGCUGGCCCGGGACUUCAUCACCCAGUACUACGUGUCCCUGCGGCGGGAGAACUCGCCGGCGCACACGCAGCGGCUGCGGGAGGUGGCGGCCGACAUCGCGGCCUCGGGCUCGUACCGGCUGCGGGAGCCCGAGCUGGCCUUCGGGGCCAAGCAGGCCUGGCGGAACGCGGCGCGCUGCGUCGGCCGCAUCCAGUGGAACAAGCUGCAGGUGUUUGACGCCCGGGACUGCGCGGGGCUGGGGGAGAUGUUCAGCCUCCUCUGCUCCCACAUCCAGUUCGCCACCAACCGCGGCAACAUUCGGUCGGCCAUCACCAUCUUCCCCCCGCGGGCUCCGGGCCGCGGCGAUUUCCGCAUCUGGAACCCGCAGCUGAUCCGCUACGCGGGCUACCGGCAGCCCGACGGCUCCGUGCGCGGCGACCCUGCCAAUGUGGACAUCACCGAGCUCUGCAUCCAACACGGCUGGACCCCCGGGGGCGGCCGCUUCGACGUGCUGCCGCUGCUGCUGCAGGGCCCCGACGAGUCCCCCGAGCUGUUCCCGCUGCCCCCGGAGCUGGUGCUCGAGGUGCCGCUGCAGCACCCCACGCUGGAGUGGUUCUCGGAGCUGGGGCUGCGCUGGCACGCCCUGCCGGCCGUGGCCAACCUGCUGCUGGAGAUCGGGGGGCUCGAGUUCCCCGCGGCGCCCUUCAACGGCUGGUACAUGGGCACCGAGAUCGGCUCCCGCAACCUCUGCGACCGCCACCGCUACGACGUGCUGCCCGAGGUGGCCGAGCGCAUGGGGCUGGACACAGGCAGCAGCUCGUCCCUCUGGAAGGACCGGGCGGCUGUGGAGGUGAACGUGGCCGUGCUGCACAGCUUCCAGGUGGCCCAGGUGACCAUCGUGGACCACCACGCGGCCACCGAGUCCUUCAUGAAGCACCUGGCGGCCGAGGGGCGGGCGCGGGGGGGGUGUCCCGCGGACUGGGCCUGGAUCGUGCCCCCCCUCUCGGGCAGCCUCACCCCCGUGUUCCACCAGGAGAUGGUCAACUACCAGCUGAGCCCCUCCUUCCGCUACCAGGUGGGACCCUGCCCCACAGACCCUGCCCCACAGCCCCUCCUGAUGCCAGGUGUGGGCUGGGACCCACAGACCCUCCGUGCUCCAUGGCUCCCCAGCCCCUCUGCCCCCUCCCAGGGCACUGAGACACUCGGUCAGCUGCCACGGAGCCCCCUGGACCCCCCAGGACUUUCUACCCCCGACCCCUCUUCCGACGGGGUGGGGAUGGGGUGUGGGGGUGACACUCUGCCCCCACAGAGCUUCUCCAAGGCCCUGAUGGAGAUGACCUCGCCCUACACCGGCACCUCCCAGGCGGAGCCGCCCAUGAGCUACAAGCUGCGCUUCAACAGCGUCUCCCAGUCCGACCAGCUCGUGUCCUCCUGGAAGAAGAAGCGGCGGCAGCUGAGCAACACCGACAGUGCGGGAACCUUGGGAGCCCUGCGGUUCGCGGUGUUCGGGCUGGGGUCCCGGGCGUACCCCCACUUCUGUGCGUUCGCGCGGGCCGUGGACACGCGGCUGGAGGAGCUGGGCGGGGAGCGGGUGCUGCCCCUGGGCGAGGGCGACGAGCUGUGCGCGCAGGAGGAGUCCUUCCGCACCUGGGCACGCCAGGUGUUCCAGGCUGCCUGCGAGACCUUCUGCGUGGGGGACGGGGCGGGGGGCGCCGAGGAGCUGUUCGCCCCGCCGCAGGGCUGGAAGCGCCACCGGCACCGGCUGGUGCCGCAGCCGCAGGCCACCGAGACUCUGGCCGGUACCGAGCCCCCCGGGACCCCCCCAAACCUUGCGGGACCCCCCACUCCCCGUGUCACCCCCCGCCUCUCGCCAACCUCCCGGGACACCCCACGGCACCCCCCGAGCACCCCGUGGGAUCCCCUCACACCCCACAGCUCUGUGGGGUCAGUCCCCAGCCCCGCCCGGGACUCCUCCUGCCCCUCACGACCUCCCCAAGACCCUUUGGAAGGAAAGUGGAAGGGCUCGGGGAAGGAAACGGCCGAACUGAGCGGCACAAUCCCCUCCCCAGGCGGGGCCAGCCCCGGGCCCCGCUGGGUGCUGCAGCCGCGGCUGCCCCCCUGCACCCUGGCCCAGGCUCUCACCUUCUACCUGGACGUGGCGGCGCCCCCGAGCCCGCAGUUCCUGCAGCUCCUGGGCUCGCUGGCUCGGGACCCGGCCGAGCGGGAGCGGCUGCAGCGCCUGGCGCAGGACGCGCGGCUCUACGAGGAGUGGAAGUGGUUCCGGUGCCCGACGCUGCCGGAGGUGCUGGCCGAGUUCCCGUCCGUGGCUCUGCCCGCCGCGCUGCUGCUCUCCCAGCUCCCGCUGCUCCAGCCCCGCUACUACUCCAUCAGCUCCGCGCCCGGCGCCCACCCGGGCGAGAUCCACCUCACCGUGGCCGUCGUCACCUACCACAGCGAGAACGGGCAGGGUCCCCUGCACUACGGCGUCUGCUCCACGUGGCUGGCGCGGCUGCAGCCGGGGGACACGGUGCCAGCCUUCAUCCGGGGCCUACCCCGGGGGGCAUGGGGACACGGGGGCUGGGGCAGGGGUUGUGGGGACAUGGGGACAUGGGCACAGGAACAUGGUGGCACUGGGAUGGAGGAUGAGAGACGUGACAGUGAUGAAGGGGAUAUGGGGACACGGGGAAGGGGAUGGAGCCUGGGGACACGGGGGUGUGGGGACUGGGGGGCUGCAGGACAGGGCGAGCGGGGCUGUGGGGACACGAGGACGCUGUCCCCUGCAGGCGGCCCCCUGGGCCCCAUGGUGCUGGUGUUCGGGUGCCGCUCCUCCGCCCUGGACCACAUCUACCGCGAGGAGAUGGAGCAGGCGCGGCAGCAGGGCGCGCUCAGCCGGGUGCUCACCGCCUUCUCCCGCGAGCCCGGCAGCCCCAAGACGUACGUGCAGGACGUGCUGCGGGCACAGCUGGCAGCCGAGGUGCACCAGGUGCUCUGCCAGCGCGGGGGACACAUGUACGUGUGCGGGGACGUCACCAUGGCCACCGAGGUGCUGCAGACCGUGCAGCACAUCCUGGCCCAGGAGGGCGACAUGACGCUGGGCCAGGCGGGGGACGUCAUCAGCGAGCUGAGGGACAAGAACCGCUACCACGAGGACAUCUUCGGGCUGACGUUCCGCACGCAGGAGGUGGCCCUGCGCAUCCGCAGCCAGUCCUUCUCCCUGCAGGAGCGGCGCCCCGCGGGGCCCGCCCCCUGAGCGGGGACACGGGGACAGCGGGGACACGGGGACAGCGGGGACAGGGGCUCCCCGCGGCUGUGCCCCCGUCCCGCCACCCCCCAGUAAAGGUUUAGUUUUGAUA